This is a messenger RNA of Trichobilharzia regenti, 1752 nucleotides long. Lineage: Eukaryota; Metazoa; Platyhelminthes; Trematoda; Strigeidida; Schistosomatidae. The record is from the annotation of a GenBank genome assembly.
CAAAGGCAAAAUACAUUACAGUCAGUUGAUAAUAUUUCCACUGUAUCUGACAAUCCAACUGCUACUCAGUCAAAUUUACCGAUAGUACUGAAGAGAAACCCAACAAAACGAUGCCUAGUUGACAGCCAAGAUGAACAACUUUGGCAACAGUUAGAAACAUUUGAAAAUACUUCAUAUAACAAUGAAAAGGAUAAAGAGAAUAUGAGUAGUAAUUUACGACGUCCCGUUGGUGAUGGCACCAUGUGUCGACUGACAAAACCACGAGGUUUAACAGGAUUAAGACAUUCGAACAGAAAUAAUACAACAGAUUCUUUGCAAAGCUCGAAUACAGAUAACUCAAAAUCAUCGGUUAGUAAUCACAUUAUAAGAUAUAGACAAUUUCAUAAACCUUCAUUAACUGAAAUAAAUACCGAUGCCUUCAGUGAGCAUGAACAUGAGCAUAAUUAUUUAUCACUUAUGAAUGAAUUUCAACGUAAACCAGCUGAUAUCCUUUACACUGACAUCAAUGUCAUUACAAGGAGAUUAUUUAUUACAGAGAGUACAAAACUUAUGACAGCCUUAUUCUUCAAUGAAUUACCAGGAGAAAGAGGGCAAGCAGAAGAAAAAGGCAUAAAAAUUGGCGUUUUUUCAAAAACUACAAUGGAAAAUGAUUUAUUCAUGAGAAGACAACGUCAUAGUGUUGUUGUUGUUGGUGGUGGUGGUGGUUUUGAUUACUAUGGAGAUGAAUGUGAUUAUCAUCAUCAACAAUUAAUACUUUCUUUGCCAAAAUCUUCAAUAGAUGAUUUAUAUGUGGAUGAAUUUCAUGUGAAUCAUGACCGUAUAUUUCGUUAUUUAUUCACACAAGAUUUAAAAUCAAGACCAUAUUAUCAGGCGAACUUUUUAGAACGUCUUGGUUUAACAGAUACACUCAGAUCAACUCUAUGUGACUGGAUGAUAAAAGUUCAACAUUAUUCACAUCUACGUACAGAAUCUCUUCAUCUAGCUGUUAAUCUAGUCGACCAGUAUACAUGGAGACAGAAUAGUCUGCUGGCAACAGAAUAUCAACUAAUUGGAAUUACAGCAAUAUUUAUUGCAGCUAAAUUUGUUGAACGGUUUCCACCGUCAACAAAAGCAUUGUGUUAUCUAACUGAGGGUACAUACAAGGCUAAACAGCUGUUACAGUGUGAAAUUCAAAUGUUACAGGCAUUGAACUUCGAAAUAAAUAUACCUUUACCGCAUCAUUUUUUGGAUAGAGGAAUUCUAGCGUGUAGUGAUUUAACAUUGGAUGGAAAAACCAAGGUUGAAUUGAUAUGUCGUUAUCUAUUUGAAUUAAUUCUAACUGAAUCCUCGACAGUCGGCAUAUCAGCUUUUGUAAAGUGUGCUGCUGGUCUUUACCUAUCUCGUGAACUUUUACGCUUGAAAUGCGAACGUGAUGUAAGCAGAGGGCAUGAAAAUCCACUUAAUGCGAAUGGCAACAACAUUUUACUUGAUCCAUCAAAGAAAUUGGAAACAUGGCCAGAAUCUAUUGGACAAAUUAUGGGACAAGAAAGUUUAGUCAAACUAUUGCCAAUGGUACUUAUUUAUAUUCAAAAAGUAAUCAAAUAUCUACCCAAUUCAGAUAUAGAAGAAGCAGAAUAUGUGGGUGCUUUUCAAAAAUACAGUAACCGAAAUUACGGUAAAAUUGCUCUUUCUGAUAUAAUACUGGAAGCUGAUUAUGAUCUGAUUGUACGUGAUAUUGAUGAAAAGUUGGCAAUCGAUUCUGAUCCUUUAUAG